Messenger RNA from Cyphellophora europaea CBS 101466, 351 nucleotides. RefSeq lists its product as uncharacterized. The record is from RefSeq and is a predicted model, not a curated record. The transcript has a single exon. Lineage: Eukaryota; Fungi; Ascomycota; Eurotiomycetes; Chaetothyriales; Cyphellophoraceae. The coding region runs from base 1 to 351 and encodes 116 amino acids.
AUGGCUGAUCACGUCACAACAGUGAGGGGAACUAUGUACCGUAGUGCCACCGAAGCGGUCCAUGGUGAAGUCGAACUGCUGCUGCAUGCUUCCGUGAACUCGCUAACUGGUACGCUGCAAGUUAUUGUCGAUCGCAUCACCCGAGACUGUAACAGUAUUGCUCUCGCAAAGAAGAGUCACCAGAACGCUGAGUCAUUGCCCGCACAUGAGCUCAGGUUGCGAAAGCAGAUACGCAAGAUGGUGGAAGAUGCUGACCGCCCCAUUAUGCAGGCUCUCAAGCGGGAGCAAAAGGGCAAGAGAUUCCGAAAGAGCAGCGGCGCGCAGAAGAAGGAGACCAAGGAGGAAACCUAA